CACACCCAAUCUGAUUGAUUGCAACGUCCAGAAUGCUGUAGUAUAGCUAAAAGACAAAGCAAAGAGCAUUUCGACAUGAGGGACCCACUGACGGAUUGCUCGUACAAUAAAGUAUACAAGAGCCUGAAGGAGUUGGCUCAAAAUGGAGAGAAUUUCUGCAAGCAGAUCACAUCCGUCCUUCAGCAAAGGGCCAACCUGGAGAUCAACUAUGCCAAAGGACUUCAGAAACUGGCAGCCAAGCUGAGCAAAGCACUACAGAGCACAAAGAAAAACUGUCUCAGCACUGCCUGGGCCUGGGCCUCAGAGAGCAUGAAAUCGGCGGCAGACCUACAUCAAAAACUUGGCAAAGCGAUUGAGUCGGAAGCAAUAAAGCCAACACAUCAGGUCCUGAGUAUGCAAGAAAAGAAGAGAAAAUCGCUUGAUAAUGAAGUUGAAAAGACGGCAAAUCUUGUUAUUAACAACUGGAAUCAGCAAAUUAAGGCUAAGAAAAAAUUAAUGGUGAGUACAAAGAAGCAUGAAGCACUUUUCCACCUUGUAGAAAGCUCCAAGCAAUCCGUGUCCCAGAAGGAGAAGCAGAAGCUCCUCAACAAACUGAAAAAAUCCACUGAGAAGUUGGAAAAGGAAGAUGAAAGUUACUACCAAAAAAACCUGGCCGGCUAUUCUACUAGACUGAAAUGGGAGAGCACGCUGGAGAGCUGCUACAAGAGCAUGCUGGAGCUUGAGAAGGAAAGGAUUCAACUUUUAUGUAAUAAUCUAAACCAGUACAGCCAACACAUCUCUCUUUUUGGACAAACGCUGACCACGUGCCACACACAGAUCCACUGUGCCAUCAGCAAGGUUGAUGUUGAGAAAGACAUCCAGGCUCUAAUGGAAGAAACUGCAAUCCUGUCUACAGAGAACAAAUCCGAGUUUCUACUGACUGACUACUUUGAAGAAGAUCCAAAGAAUACAAUGGAUAAAGAGAGACGGAAGUCAUUGAUAAAACCGAAAUUGCUGAGACUGCAAAAAGACAUCGAAAAGGCCUCAAGGGACAAAGAAGGCCUGGAACAGAAGCUUAAAACACUCUCUGGCAACUCUUCCUUCGCUGAUGCCAAGAGCCAGAAGGAUGCAGAGGCCUUAAUGGACGAGAACAGUUUGAAACUAGACCUUUUGCAAGCGAACUCCUACAAACUGUCGUCAGUGUUAGCAGACCUGGAGCAGAGGCCGAAACCCAGCCACCCCUGUAGCGCCUGCAUCUUCAAGUGGAAGGAAAAGGAGCACUCUCACACUUAUGUAAGAAUAUCCCGGCCGCUUUUGACGACGAGAUUAGAGAAAACUGUGAGCAAGGCACCUUCUGGCGGGCAGAACAGCCCUAGUUCUUCACCUUCAGCCUCUGGGUCCCGAGUCGGCAACAAUCUUUGCAAGGCCUUGUAUACCUUCCAAGCAAGGCAAGAUGAUGAGCUGAAUUUGGAAAAAGGAGACAUUGUGACCCUACAUGAGAAGAAGGAAGAAGGAUGGUGGUUCGGCUCUUUGAAUGGGAAGAAAGGCCAUUUUCCUGCUGCCUAUGUGGAGGAGCUGCCUGCAAAGGCUGGGAACGCAGCCACGCAGUCAUAAAACAAGACUGGACACCUGGGGGGCCUUACGUGUUCUGUAAAUGAUGUGCUGCGAAUAAAGAGGCACAG
Messenger RNA from Chionomys nivalis (European snow vole), 1661 nucleotides. It is a transcript of the gene Nostrin, whose product is annotated as nitric oxide synthase trafficking. Lineage: Eukaryota; Metazoa; Chordata; Mammalia; Rodentia; Cricetidae. The transcript has 16 exons. Bases 76 to 1593 code for a protein of 505 amino acids. The record is from RefSeq and is a predicted model, not a curated record. Gene Ontology annotation, molecular function: protein binding. Gene Ontology annotation, cellular component: cytoplasm; plasma membrane. Gene Ontology annotation, biological process: signal transduction.